UGUGCCCUAAGACCACCAAGCAGACCUAUAUAGAAAAGUCCGCAGGUUGUUCAUGAUAGCCGACGGUCUGAUUGACACGCGUAACGCCCGCGUCUCACCGCUCCUCCUCCUACCCUCUGAGCUGCGCAACCAAAUCUACAACUACGUUCUGGCCUCCGACAGCAUCAAGAUCGUCACUCCAAGAGCGACAAAGCGGAGCGGAUAUUCCAUAGUCGAAAAGGCGACCAACGUAAUAAUCGGCAUAUCCCGCGUAUGCCAGCAAAUCACGAUCGAAACGAUUUGCAUGCCAUGCGCCACUGACACAGUCCACUUCGCUAGCAUACACGUCUGCGAACAAAACACUUCCGCGCUCCGUGCCUCGCAACGUUAACGCUGUGGCACCUGUGUCGCACCAGUAGGACCGAACCUUCUUACCAACGUCUUAGGAAUGACGUUGAGGCCUCACUUGUCCUCAUAUGCCCCUAUGAUCCUGAGGACAGGAUGGCUGAGCUUUAUGUUCAAGAAAAAAAAAGAGACGUGUUCCAUAAGGACCUUGAAUUAUUGAUAGGAGAGCGUGAAGGGGAAAGGACAAGUUGAAGAUCUAUAGGACGAGGAAGUAUGUUACAUGGCAUGGACCAGCUGAAUCGCUGAGAUGGCAAGAUACCUACAAUAUAUUGCUUACUCACUGAUUG
Molecule: messenger RNA, 671 nt
Organism: Parastagonospora nodorum SN15
Lineage: Eukaryota; Fungi; Ascomycota; Dothideomycetes; Pleosporales; Phaeosphaeriaceae
Exons: 2
Coding region: 53-370 (105 amino acids)
Source: RefSeq, a predicted model, not a curated record